CUAGUAGAGAAUACUAAAGCUAAGUAUAGUAUACAAGAUAAAGACACCUACAACUUUAACAAAUCUAGCUUUAUAAUAGGCGUUAUAUUAACAGGAGCUAUUGUUACAGGCUCUAAGCAGUGGACCAGCAUCAUCCAAGGCAUCUGCGCGAAGGGCUGGUCUAUCCCACCCUUUAUUAUCUUCUCUAGCAAGCACCACCUCUCUACCUAG
Molecule: messenger RNA, 210 nt
Organism: Didymella exigua CBS 183.55
Lineage: Eukaryota; Fungi; Ascomycota; Dothideomycetes; Pleosporales; Didymellaceae
Exons: 2
Source: RefSeq, a predicted model, not a curated record